CCGCCCCUCCCCGGCUCUGACAUCACCGGCCAGUCGGGUGGGGUGAGGCGGUGCUGGGCUCAGGCUCAGCUCCACGGGCGGAAGAGGCGGCGGCGGCAGGAUCGGCGGCAGCGGUGGCAGGAGCCAAGGAGCAGGCUCCAGACGCUGCUUAGGAACCGGGGACCCGGGAGUGCCCGCACCCUGAGCUCUCAGCUCCGGAGGCGUCAUGGCAGAGUACGGGACUCUCCUUCAGGACCUGACCAACAACAUCACCCUCGAGGAUCUGGAACAGCUCAAGUCAGCCUGCAAGGAGGACAUCCCCAGUGAGAAGAGUGAAGAGAUCACCACAGGCAGUGCCUGGUUUAGCUUCCUGGAGAGCCACAACAAGCUGGACAAAGACAACCUCUCCUACAUUGAGCACAUCUUUGAGAUAUCCCGCCGUCCUGACCUACUCACUAUGGUGGUUGACUACAGAACCCGUGUGCUGAAGAUCAGUGAGGAGGAUGAGCUGGACACCAAGCUAACCCGUAUCCCCAGUGCCAAGAAGUACAAAGACAUUAUCCGGCAGCCCUCUGAAGAAGAAAUCAUCAAAUUGGCUCCCCCACCAAAGAAGGCCUGAGCAAGGGGGAGGAAGAGGAGGAAGGUUGGAUCUUCAUCAGACCACUCCCUUCCCCAUCCUCAAUGGGAGGGGCUAGGGCAACCCCCUGCUCCGUACCCAUUUACUAACUUGGUCCUAACCCUUACUAUGCGCGUGUGUGUGCGUGUGCGCACGCUCUGGCUGUCUGUCUGUCUAGCUCACCUAGUUCCUCCUCCUCACGAGGGGAUUGGAGUCAAGGGAGGGGAGCUUAAUUCCCCCCACUGUAGGGGGAGGUGGAUGCUUUUUCUAUGUAAACAGAAACUGGCACAUCCCUCCUCCUCCCCUUUCCUCCACUCUUCGCCCACAUCUUUAUGGAAGCAGAAAGGACCUGCAUUUUCCUAUACUGAGGAGCUAUGGUGAAGAUGAGGUAUGGGAGAGAUGGUUCUAUCUAAAGAGAACCAGUGGGGAAGGAAGGUAAAGAGGCUGCUCAACCUCCACCUGGUAAGGGGCAAAGAAAAGCCAGAAUUCAGUGUUUGUAUCUCUAUGCUGGACUGGUCAGAAUCCAGCUUCCCGCUAUUCCCUAGGCUGAGGCCCUGCGUGCCAAUGGGCCCUCCUUUAUGCCCUUGUUAUGGGCCCCGGGAUGCGGAUGAGCCAGAAAUCUUAAUGAGAAGACCACUCGAUCCUUUCCUGGUCCCAAAGAUCAAACCCCAAUAGAGAAGCCAGCAUUUAAUGUCCCCCCAACUUCUGCUCUGGAGAGACUAUGCUGGGACCAUGCACUACUGAGCCUGAGCUAGGGAUGCAGGCAGAGACUGGCCCACUCUCUGCUCCUCAGUUUCUAAAUACAGACUGUUGGAUAGACUGACCCGGAGCCUAGGGAGAUUGGAGAGUGAGAUCCUUAGGUUAUAACCCCAACCUGCCCACAACCUACAGAGUAUUAUAGGCAACCUUCCCACCCUCUAGUUUAGAAUUCACCAAGCAAGAAAUAAGUUACAGUGUUUCCUUUGCACUGACUACUACCCCAGUUCAAUCCAGGAAGGGAAUUGGUAACCUUUCUCAUUUGGGUUUGUGGAUGCCACACAGCCGAGUCACUAGAGUCCAGUGAGUGAACCCAGCCUCCUUCCUGUCCCAAGACGCCCUUCCCCAUCUUGACCGUGCUAACUGUGUGUACAUAUAUAUUCUACAUAUAUGUAUAUUAAACCCGCACUGCCAUGUCUGCCCUUUCUUGUGGUUCUUAGCAUUAACUUAUUGUCUAGGCCAGAGCGGGAGGAGGGGGUGCCACAGAGAGGGAGUGGCAGAGCCAAAUUGUUACAAAGUCCAAACAGAAAAGAAAACAUUUCAACCAACCACAACAAACAUUACAUUUACAUUUGAGCUAAGAGACAAUUUAGAGAAAGUUGAAGGGUAGGAGCUUUUAGGAUGUGGGAGCAAAACUUCACAGGGAGGGGACGACUGGCUGUCAGAAGAGGGUCCUUGAAGCCAGAUUGGCUAGAGCACCCUCAAUUCCUAGCUGAGCCCAGUCUGCCCAUCUCCUCUGGCCACUGCUGCAGACACCUGCCUUAACACUCACACCUCCAAGACUCCAGUUUUGCCUUAAAGGUCCUUCCUAAUUCUCCCGAGUCCUGCCUGGCCAUCUCCUUUAAGAUAAGAAGUCCUUGUACAACUGGGAGAAAGGAACUAUGGGUAACAUCCUUCCAUCUGGGGUGUUCGGCACUUUCCUUAUGGAGGAAAGAAGAGAGAGAGGGUGCUUCUCAGCAGCUCCUCUGUAAGGCAAAACCCAAACCUUAAACAGACUAACCUGUCCUAACACACUCACCCACCCUGCUACCCUUGUGCUGCUGUGAGGCUGCUCCUAGCCUGUGCUCCCCUGUCUGCAGCAUGCACGGCCUUGUUCUAACCCUGGAAUAAAGGUGACUGACUGUACUGUA
Mastomys coucha (southern multimammate mouse) is the source of this 2481-nucleotide messenger RNA. RefSeq names its product proliferation and apoptosis adaptor protein 15 (gene Pea15). The record is from RefSeq and is a predicted model, not a curated record. The transcript has 4 exons. Gene Ontology annotation, molecular function: protein binding. Gene Ontology annotation, biological process: negative regulation of extrinsic apoptotic signaling pathway via death domain receptors; MAPK cascade. The coding region runs from base 206 to 598 and encodes 130 amino acids. Lineage: Eukaryota; Metazoa; Chordata; Mammalia; Rodentia; Muridae.